Molecule: messenger RNA, 1784 nt
Organism: Ogataea polymorpha
Lineage: Eukaryota; Fungi; Ascomycota; Pichiomycetes; Pichiales; Pichiaceae
Exons: 1
Coding region: 1-966 (321 amino acids)
Cellular component (GO): mitochondrion
Source: RefSeq, a predicted model, not a curated record
AUGUUGCGGCGAAUCUUGACGAGACGCAGCGUCUGUUUUGCAAGGCCGGUGCGAAAGAACUACUUCUUCCACGGCAACCUGUUUAAUGCCAACAGCGAGGACAACCAUGCGACGGCAGGGCCUAACAUUGUCGACGUGAUCAACGAGAUAAAUGACGACCAGAACUUUAAAUUCGACCUUCACACGCCCGACAAGGUCGACGGCGUGGCGUCGCAGCUGGACAACCUGAUCCCGAUCUUGGACGAGCAUGAGCCCACCGACGCAGCAAGCGAGAUCGACGCGGACCAGAUCCGGAUGGAGUCGUUUUUGGACACAUAUAAAGUGUGGAAACAGCUGCGGGACAGCGGGUUCAGCGAGGCGGAGAGCGAGGUGGUCCUGGGGCUGAUCAAGGCUGUACUGAAGCAGAAGCUGACGUGGCUCAACAACAAAUUUGUGCCGCAGGUGGACCUCGAGAACGAGGCGUAUUUAUUCGAGGCUGCGCACAGCGAGUUGCUGGUGGAAACACGCAACUACCGCGAGAUCUCACUCACAGAGCUUACCAGUUCGUCGAUCGGGCUGAAACGAAUAUUCAACCUGCUGCAGGACGAGACUACGUCGCGACUACAACUCAACGACAACUCCAUCAAGAUGAUUCUUAACCAGUUCAAGCACGAAAAUAAUCUACAACUCAAGCGACUCAACAUCAAAAACCAGGACCUCAACAACAAAAUCAUCUCAGAGCUUAUUUCGGGGCUGCGGUCUGAGGUCGAGACGCUGCGAUGGGCGCUCACGCGGUCGGGCAUUCUUGCCAUUCUGAUUAUGGCCGUCGCCAUCAUGACCAGCUGGAACGCCACGAAAAACCUCAAACUGGGCGAGGAGCAGGAGGCCGCGCAGGACGCGCCAAUGCUGAGGCAAAUCUCAGAGCCUGCAGACGAGGAGAGCCACGACUACGAGGCCGAUUGGGACGAGCGCGUGCGUGUGCAGUGAUGAUCACAGCUUGUGCCUUCGUUUGCCGGCCACGAUCUCGUCGAACGCCGUCUGCGGUUUGUUGGCCGUCCAGUCGGCUACGCCAGACAUGGUUUCCUGGAGCGCCUGUGCGCGCACUUGUGUGUCGAACGUGUGGCGCAUGAGCCGUUUGUUGACAAAAAUGCUCUCGCGGUCGAGACCGACCAGCUCUUUAUUCAGCAUCUUUGUGAGCUGCUCAUUGAAUUCGUCGCAGUCAUCCAGAUCGAACACUCUGUUGACAAGUCCGAGCGCAUGCAAUUUGGCUGCCGAGAGUGGUUUUGCCAGCAGCACGUGUUCCAGAGCGGUGCUCAGCCCAAGCCGCUGCGGCAGCGACACGGCUGCUGCGCACUCCGUCGUGAGACCGAUGUUGGUGAACGGGAACGACAUAAACACCUUGUGGUUCUGAGCGUACACGAGGUCUGCCAGAGCGACGAGCGACGCCGUGAGCCCGAUUACCGGCCCGUUGAGCCCGACCACCAGCAAUUUGCGGUGCGACGUGAACAGAUGCACUAGACACAGGUUUUUCGCGCCGAUCUCGCUAAGGAUCUCGCUGCUGGUCUUGUUUUUUAGCUGGGCAACCGUCUUGAUGUUGGCACCCGCACUGAACAUCGGGCCCCUGCCCACGACAAGCGUGGCUGUUGUGUGCGGGUGCUUGUCCGCCAACUCGAGCAGCUCGGCAAGCUGCACAAACUGGGCGAUCGUGAGGGCGUUUCUGGUGUGUGGAUCGUCCAGAACGAUCACAAACACCUGGUUGACGAUUUUAUAGCUUGGAGACAUGUAGUUAUCAGCGAUAUAGGAGG